Colletotrichum gloeosporioides is the source of this 1437-nucleotide messenger RNA. RefSeq lists its product as uncharacterized. NCBI's taxonomy places the organism in Eukaryota, Fungi, Ascomycota, Sordariomycetes, Glomerellales, Glomerellaceae. The coding region runs from base 1 to 1437 and encodes 478 amino acids. Gene Ontology annotation, biological process: RNA processing. The record is from RefSeq and is a predicted model, not a curated record. The transcript has 2 exons. Gene Ontology annotation, molecular function: adenosine deaminase activity; RNA binding.
AUGUCGGCCGCCAUAUUGGCCGCCUCUUUCGCUAGCCUUGCCCUCAAGUGCUCUGAUGGGAAUCUCAUGAAGCAAUCGCGAAUGCACUACGCCAAAGCACUCUGCCAAACCAACAAAUGUCUCAGUUCCACAGAUCUUGCCGUCCAGGACUCGACGCUCGCUGCCGUGCUUCUACUGGGCCUUUUCGAGGCGAUCGUCUUCACAGGUCAGCAGUCUCUCGACAGUUGGAACGCCCACACCGUCGGGGCCGUGGAGCUUCUCCGCCUGCGUGGAUCCAAGCAGCUGGAGACGCCUCUCGGGCGCACCCUUUUCCUCCACUCAAGUGGCAACAUCCGGACCAGCUGUGCGCAUACCAAGAGAGCGGUUCCUCCUCGACUGCUGCAGCUUUUUGAGAGUGCGAAGCCGAUGCUGGAUCUCAGUGAUCCGUUUCUCAUGACAGCUCCGAUUGUCGACCGAGUGGCUAGUUUGAGGUCGAGAAUAGAGCGCGUCCAUGACCAAAACAGACGAGACCUAGUUUGGGAGGCACUGGAUCUGGAUAUCGAGACUUUGAGGCUUGGCCAAGGUGUCGCAGAGGACUGGAAGUUUACAGCGAGGCUUCCGGGGCAGAGUUCACGCUUGACGUACAAGGGCAUUUCUCUUCAGUACCCGUCUCUGCGAGCUCUCCGAUAUUGGAACGCGCUUCGGAUCAUCCGCAUGUUCCUCAACGAUCUUGUCUGGGUGCAGUCUUCCAAGAUUCUCCAGCAGGGCCCUGACCUUGACGACGAGACCGACUACGAGGAACUCCAAACAUCAGCUAAGAGAAACAUGUCGACUCUCGUGGUCGAGGUACUCGCCAGUUGCGGUGAGUAUCUCGAGCCGGCCGAAGAAAGGUUCUCUGUUUCAGCCCGCUGCUUAAUCUGGCCGCUGUCAGUCAUCGCUGAAGUCUCCAUCACGCCGCCCGAUGCGCGCCAGUUUGCUACCGACUGUCUUGAACGGCUUGGACGGGACUGCCGAAUCCCAAAAGCUGCUGACAUGACCACGAGCUUGCUGUCAAUUCAAGGAGCUGACUGGCUAGGUAUCCCGACGCCCAAGCUCGCGGCGAGCGCGACAAUAUCUGACCGGCUCAGCCCUCCGCUCUCCGCCGCUGCCGAUGGCUGUUGUGCUUCGGCAGACGACGUGCUGCUCGAGUCGAGCCUCGAGGUCUGUGUUGCCUGCCCAUCAUUCGAGGCACCUGCGCCGUUACUAGCCGAGGUCUUCAAGGACGUCCGCUCGCUCGUCAGAGUUGCUUGCGCGUUCGGCGCGUUGGCUGCUUGCCCGUUGGCGGUUGCGCAGUACGAAUCGUACAGAUCCAGCAUGCUUGUCAGAUCGACUGACCAGUUUUCGACUUUGCUGCAUCCCCUGCUGACGCACGAUGAGAUGUAUGAGGUGGCAGAGCUACCCAGUCCAGUGUUGCAGUAG